UCUUCCAAAAGCAGGCUCUUCAUUUUUUUUAAUGUCUACCACUAUCGUCAAUCUCUUUAUAACCACAGCCAUUUUCUUUCACUCUAUUGAUUCAAGCUCACAGGCAAAGGAGCGCAUCAUAGCUAUAAACAAGAUACCAGGACUUAUUGUUCCUGAGGGUCAGCCCAUAAUUUGGCAAAAUAAAAUGAUUGGAAAACUAAAUUUCGGGGUCGUUUUGCCAUUAAUCCAAGAUGAACGCUUCUUCACUAUACUACGCCAGCCCUCUAAUCAUCCUGAGCACAUUAGGUCCGUAGAAUGGCUAGUAUACAUAUCUAAUUGGAUUGAUGAAAUGCGGUAUCCUCAAGAGCUCUUGCGAACUGCUGCGCGAGAAGUACAGAGAUUAAAUUCCGUUAUGAAGGCCGCUCAAGAGGGUCGGGUCUUAAUUGAUCCUCCGCGACGAGCGAUUUCAUUUAAUGGAAGAAAUAUACAUAGGCCCGCUGCACGACAUACUGUACAUCCUGUGAAUGAUUUUGAACCCCCAAGACGAGCGUUUGAAUAUAGACUUAAUGAGCAUAUGGUUUAUACACCCAGGCCUGACAGAAUGCUUCUUAAACAAAUGCAACGUAGAAGAAACACAUGAAAUGUUCAGAAAUAAUAGCAUGUUCCAUCCUCGAAGAAAGAAAGUCGGAAAAUUAGGGAAAAAAUACUAGGAGGGCUCUCUGGUAAUUCUCCAUGUCAAUCCUCUUUCAUCCGCAGCCAACUCAACAGAAUCCGUGACAAAUCUUCCAAGCGUUAAAGCUUCUGCAAAUGAGUGAUUGGGUAUCUUGAAAAAAAACCCCAAUCGGAGCGCAAGUUUUGCAAAAUGUCGUAGGGUGGGGAAGGUGUAUAUUUUUAAAUUGUGUUUCUUUUAAUUUUUGAACAGACACUUUUUUAUCUUGUGCUCUGAUUAGUGGGAGCUUUUUCAGGUUACUCAUCGCUUAUUUGCGGGAGCUUUGACACGUGAGCGAUUUGUCACGGACUCACUGAACGCUUUGUUAACCAAAAAAACCGCAUUGGAUAUUUUUUUUAAGUUACAAAAAAUAACGCCAAACAUUAGAAUGUAAUGAAAAUAAAUAAAAUAUAAAAGGGAUAAGAAUAUAGAAGUGAGGACAAUAACUUAAGUUUUUAACGUUAGUUUGUAAUAUAUGCCGGUG
Molecule: messenger RNA, 1172 nt
Organism: Belonocnema kinseyi
Lineage: Eukaryota; Metazoa; Arthropoda; Insecta; Hymenoptera; Cynipidae
Exons: 2
Coding region: 32-619 (195 amino acids)
Source: RefSeq, a predicted model, not a curated record